CCAGCAUUUAAACUUUAGAAUUUCCAGUUAAUGUGACACUACAUGUGGCCGCCAGCAUAUACAGACGGGCCACGGCGCCCGCAGCACCAACAGCACGAGCAGCAAACAGCACAGACAUCGAGCGCAGGAACUUCGCUCCGGGAGCAGUAUUUGAAUGGGCGGACAGUGUUUACAGCCAGCGCACAUACAGUGUCACGCGUGCAUGGCGACGUGCUGGACAAGGCAGCAAUGAUAGCAUCUCUGGCAUCGAUUGCACUGCAGCACAAGCUCGUCAUUGUGGUCCCCUGGGUGGUAGUGCAGGAGCUGGAUGGACUGAAGACAGCGCACAAGUCGAAGAUGACUUCAAACGGACAAGUGGGCAGCACGUCGUUCCUGGCGCGUGAGGCGAUCCGGUACUUUGAGCAGGAGCUGGGGCGAACUGUGAAUGAUGACCAGAUCCUGGAUUGCUGCUUGUACUUUAUGGAGAAGUUUGGGCUGCCCGUUACGAUCCUGUCGCGCGACCGAAACAUGAACGUCAAGGCACGAAUCAACGGAUGCGCUACGUGCGGCGACUGGACAGGCACGGCGGCAGGGCUGGUGGAUGCGAUUGCCAGGUGCUCGGGAGAGAAUACCUCAUCGCUGCGUCGGAAGGAGCAGGUGUCGAUAGAGCCGAUUGUUAUUCCCGACUCUCCCCCACAUUCGCAGCCACCAAGUGCUCAGGCAUUGGCAGUGCCAAAGAGCCGACUGCGUGCAGGCACAACUCUCCCGACAUUGCCUGUAAUCAGCUACCAGCCACCACAACCACAGAGCUUUGGGCCUUCAUUUGGCGCUGCUAGUGGCCCAAUUGACGAUGUGAGGGAUAGCGAUGCAAACUCAUUCAAAAAGCAGCGUAGAUCGGGAGACCCGGCAUCGUUUGUCGAUGUCGAGAUGCUGGUUACAAGUAGCCCCAAGGCGGCUCUGGAUCCAAGUCCACAACCGCAUGCUCCUAUUUACCCGCCUGUUGCGCCAGUAGCUACACCGCAGCAGCAUGCGCAAGCCUUAUCCCACCUGCUACACCAGUCGCUGCAUGGAGGCCUCCAGCAGCUACAGCAGCAGGAGGCUGCCAAGAGGAACAGCAUUACCAGUCGGACAGCCAUUGGGGUCUCGCGCGAGGUCACAAAGUUCACGUACAGCGAUACCUGUGGAUUGCACCAGGCUACAUGGCAGGAUGUGCUGCAGCGGCACUUUGCACCGCCGCCAUGGAGGUCGUGCACGGUCAUGCUCACAAUUAUUCUUGUACAUUGGAACACCUUCAAGGAGGCACUUCCCUACGAUAUGCGCGACAAAAUCAGGUCAAUUCUGCCCUGGGUUAUGCAUGUAGAGGGCGUGGAUACCUGCCCACAGACCAGCGGGCCGCUGCCGUACACCACGCCUACCACUGAGGCAAAGCAGAUGCAGGAACGGCUUGAUCAGGCAGUCGGCCUAGUUAACACUAUGAAGCAGCUGCUGGUCCAGUGCGAGAUCGUCGAGUCCGACAAGCAGACGGACACACGCGAGAAGCUGUUCAAGGAAUGGGUGACGUGGGCCAGGACGAACGCCAGCGGGCAAUAA
Linderina pennispora is the source of this 1569-nucleotide messenger RNA. RefSeq lists its product as uncharacterized. The transcript is spliced from 9 exons. The record is from RefSeq and is a predicted model, not a curated record. Lineage: Eukaryota; Fungi; Kickxellomycota; Kickxellomycetes; Kickxellales; Kickxellaceae. Gene Ontology annotation, cellular component: nucleus. Bases 43 to 1569 code for a protein of 508 amino acids.